This is a messenger RNA of Yarrowia lipolytica CLIB122, 411 nucleotides long. RefSeq lists its product as uncharacterized. Lineage: Eukaryota; Fungi; Ascomycota; Dipodascomycetes; Dipodascales. Gene Ontology annotation, molecular function: transcription coactivator activity; DNA binding. Gene Ontology annotation, biological process: positive regulation of transcription initiation by RNA polymerase II. Gene Ontology annotation, cellular component: nucleus; transcription regulator complex. The record is from RefSeq and is a predicted model, not a curated record.
AUGGCUGAAGAUAAGGUGUUUGAACUGGGAAAUGAUAAGCGUGUGACGGUGCGUGAGUUCAAGGGCCGGACACUGAUUGAUAUCCGGGCCUUCUACGAGAAAGACGGAAAGAAAUUGCCCGGCUCAAAGGGCAUUUCUCUGACAGAAGCUCAAUUUGAAGAGCUCUCAGAACAAGUGCAAAGCAUCCAAGAUGCCGUGUUGGCGAUGAAGGCCGAGAAGGAGGGAGACAAGGCCAAGGCCAAGGAAUCAAAGGCUGCAGAACACGCGGAGAAGCGUGUCAACGACAAGAAGCGCAAGGCUAAUGACGAUGCUACUAAGGAUAAACACGAAAGCAAAGAUGCUGAGACAAAGAAGUCUCGUGGAAAGAGAAUCCUCUCAGAGGAGUUCAUCGUGGAUGAGGACGAUUUCUAA